AUAACUGAUAUUGAUUAAAUUUGACCAGUAAAUUACUUGAAAUCAAAAGGUGGGGUAUUCAAGAAAAUUUGAAUAUUCUUAUAAGUUUCAAUUUAGAUAAUGUCAAUUUUUUUCUUUUCUAUAAUAAAUAGAACCCGAUAUUCUAAGGGGGCUUAUAAUAAGGGUUUGUUAUUGGCAAGAAAACCACAACCAAACAAUAUCAUAAAAGCAAAAAGUGGUUUCUGUUAAAAUAUUCUAUUUCUAUUUGUAGUGAAUAUGGAAGCUUACGCAGGUGUAGAAUUUCUCGAAAAUAGUGAAAUAGCUCUGGUCCACUCAAAAUGGCUCACUCCUACAAAAAGGCAUACUUUUUGGCCCCCUUAUAAAACUUCAGGGCCUUUUAAUAAAUCUCUAACUAUUGCCGAAGAACCUGAUGAACCUUGGAAGUUGUAUCCUAUCAAAAGAUUGCUUUUUUACUGUGACAACCUGGAAAAGGCCAGAAAGAAAUUAAAGAAGUGGGAGGAAACUUCAGAUAUACAAUCUUCAGAGUCGGACUUUGAAACAUUACGUGUAAAAAGAAGGUUAAAAGCUAAGAGAUGCUUGUCAGAUUCUACCAGUGAGGAUGAGGAGCCUAGCAAAAAACUAAAAAGACCCCCUUGCUUUCCUAACCUAAGAGCAGACUCCAGUUGUGGUAGCUCAGAUGUUUAUCAGGAGAUGACAAGUACUCCAACUAGACUCUCUAGUAGAAAAAAUUUGAAAUCGGGGGAAAUUUCAACUACUACACUUGAGAAUACACUACUUACCCUGCCAAAUAGGAUUAUUUUACCAAAUUCAGAUAUUUUAAAGUCAUCACCAUCAACAUCAAUAAUUAUAAGGGAAGAUAACACAUCAAAUGCUAACACUGAAAGUUUCUGUGAAAGCAAUACAACCAUUAGUGUAUCUUCAAAUGCUUUAGAGAAAAUUUAUAGGCAAGUUAAAAAGUUGGGAGAAGAACUAAAGGAAGUUAAAGGAUUGCUCAAACAAUCAAGGCAUCCCUCAAGUGUUCCUAGUUUGCCCAAUAAUCUACCAGUUGAACUUCCCUUAAAUUCUCAAGAAAAUUUACAAAUAUUAGAACACUAUCUAGGUGAAGAGGAAGCAUUUAAUAAUUUGGCCUUAUAUCUUUCAACACUUGGAGGUAAUGGCAUGGUAUCCUGUGUAAAUAAAAUUCUAAGACUUCUUCUAUCAGAUAUCUUAGCAACUGCUUAUAACUUUGCUGGGCAACGGAGUAAACAAGCAUUCGGAACAACAAAACUUAAUUCUCUUGUGAUAAGAGCUAUACAAGUUACAUCCCCAUUAACAACUAAAGCAGAAAUUGAAAAUGCAGUCAAAACUUGGCUGAAGCAUGCCAAGCAAAGAAUUGAUAAAAAAAGGAAGUCAUAUUGAUGAUGUUUUUUUAUGUGUCAUAUAGUGCAAUUUAUUUUGUAAGU
Anthonomus grandis grandis is the source of this 1442-nucleotide messenger RNA. RefSeq lists its product as uncharacterized. The transcript has 6 exons. NCBI's taxonomy places the organism in Eukaryota, Metazoa, Arthropoda, Insecta, Coleoptera, Curculionidae. The record is from RefSeq and is a predicted model, not a curated record. Bases 256 to 1398 code for a protein of 380 amino acids.